ACGAAAAGAUGGAGGCUGAAAACAACUCGCAGUGCCAAGACGAAAACGCGGCUCUUGUGGAGAAGGACUCGGGCGAGGAGGCGCCAGAGCGGCGUGACGCCGUCGUCAAAGCAAACGAGCCAAAGUUAACACUUUAUCACUGGACACAGUCGUUCAAUUCACAGAAGGUGCGUCUGGCCAUUGCAGAGAAAGGUUUACAUUGUGAAGAGUAUGACGUGAGCUUACCACUCAGCGAGCACAAUGAGCCGUGGUUCAUGCGUCUCAAUCCGACUGGCGAGGUGCCCGUCCUGGUUCACGGAGACAGCGUCAUCUGUGACCCCACACAAAUCAUGGACCACCUCGAGCACAACUUCACCGAAGAGGGCACUCCGAGGCUGAUACCAGAAGAGGGAAGCACAUACUACCACCGAGUGCAGCACUACAGAGAGCUGCUGGACUCACUGCAAAUGGACGCCUACACGCAUGGCUGCAUCCUCCACCCUGAGAUCACCGUAGACUCGCACAUACCUGCUUAUGCUGCCACAAGCAUACGAACGCAAAUCCUAAACACAGAGUCAGAACUGAAGAAACUAGCAGAGGAGAACCCGGAGCUCAAAGAGGCUUAUAUCGCAAAACAGAGGCGCUUGAAGUCCAAGUUGUUUGACCACGACAACAUGAAGUACCUGAAGAAGCUUCUGGAUGAACUGGAGAACGUGAUGGAUCAGGUUGAGACGGAGCUGCAGAGGAGGGAGGAAGAAACACCGGAAGAAAACAGCCAGCAAUCGUGGCUGUGCGGCCAGUUCUUCAGCAUGGCCGACGUCUCGCUGGCCGUCACCCUGCACCGCCUCAAGUUCCUGGGCUUGUCCCGCCGCUACUGGGGCAACGGCAGCCGCGCCAACCUGGAGGCCUACUACGAGCGUGUGCUGGAGCGCCCCGCCUUCAGGAGAGUCCUGGGCCACGUCAACAACAUCCUGAUCUCGGCUGUGCUUCCGGUUGCCUUUCGCGUGGCCCGCAAGAAUGCGCCGGUUAUUGCCGGCACCACGCUGUUGAUCGGUCUUUUGGGCGGAGCCACCUACCUGGCCUUUCUUUACAUGAGGAGGAGGUUGAGUCUGUCCAGUUGGGGAAUGUGGAGCUGAAUUUAAGAGAUGGCACAAAUCCCGCAUUUGUCAAAUUCAACUCAAAUUGUAUUCAUCUAAUAAAUAAUACGUAUAAUGAACCGGUAGCACGCAAAAUGAAUUCAACCCUUCGACCCGUAUUCGACCCAUUUGCAAAGUUAAACUCCACACAAUAAGGCCAGAUGUGCUGUUUCUAAAUAAAGUCUGCUUGCAAAGGCGGUUGAAUAUUUUGAGUGCAACAUUAUAUACGGUACUAUGCACAAAACUUUGGCCGCCGUUAGCUUUGUUGCUGUCAUUUAGUACUUUCUACUUCAUAAAAAGUAAGUAGUAUUAUGAAAAAGGGGCAAUCCAGAUGAAAAUUCAGGUCAUCGUAGCAUUGGACACCCAACAAAGCCGCAGGUGGUUGUUGCAUAUUGCUGUAACUAAAAACAAUCCAUCAUUUGCAAAGAUGUCUUUAUGUUGAGGACAUGUAGUCAUAUGCUCAAAUCAGCAUUUAAAAGACACCCCAAAAAACCAAAACAAUACCACAAGCUAAAGUGUGAUUGGUCAUAGGACAAGCAUGUACCAAACGCUUCUUGCAUUAAUCGCCAAGGAAAUGCAUUUCUUGGUCAAUUUCAAGCUGAGCAUUUUUGAGCAGCCAUCAAAAAGGCACCUGUGUGAAAUAAACUUUCUUCUAAACACUC
Hippocampus comes (tiger tail seahorse) is the source of this 1777-nucleotide messenger RNA. It is a transcript of the gene gdap1, whose product is annotated as ganglioside induced differentiation associated protein 1. Gene Ontology annotation, biological process: mitochondrial fission; mitochondrial fusion. NCBI's taxonomy places the organism in Eukaryota, Metazoa, Chordata, Actinopteri, Syngnathiformes, Syngnathidae. Gene Ontology annotation, cellular component: mitochondrial outer membrane. The record is from RefSeq and is a predicted model, not a curated record. The transcript has 6 exons. Bases 9 to 1115 code for a protein of 368 amino acids.